AUGGAAUUGGAUUCCAAUAGUGCCUGGAUUAACUUUAAGAGCUUGAUAUCUUCAAUUAUUGACAAACAUGCACCCAUGAAACAAAAGACAGUAAGGGGUAACGAAUGCAAAUGGAUAAAUCCCGAAAUUCGGCAGAAAAUGGGAGAGCGUGAUUACUAUUUAAAACGAGCGAAGCGAUCUAACAGCGAGAAUGACUGGUCCAGUUACAGGCGACUACGAAAUUCCGUAACAAAUAUAAGGAUUAGUAAAUCGAAAUAUAAUAAACAUUUACUGUAUGAACAGGCGGAUGACCCAAAGCAAUUCUGGAGACAUAUUAAAGCGUGUUUUCCAGUAAAAUCGGAAUCUCAGGAUGUAACAAACGUUUUUAAAGUUGAUGAAAUAAGUAUUACAGAUAAGAAUGAGAUAUCAAAUGGUUUCUGCUCUUACUUCUGUUCAAUUAGUGAGAAGCUGCGGAGAGUUAGUAUAUGGAGGUUUAAUGAGAAUUCCUAUAGAACUUUAAAAGAUCGUGUAAAUCCAAAUAACGAGACAUUUGAAUUUAGACGUGUGGAACCGAUUGACGUUUUUAAUGAGUUAAGGCAAAUAAAGAAGGGCAAAGCUACUGGAUAUGACAAAAUACCGCCAAACCUAAUUCGAGAUGCCGCAGAAGAAAUAGCAACACCUCUAUGUUAUUUAGUCAACAUGUCACUCCAGAAAGCUCUGUUCCCUUCGGCAGAAAAAUAUGGCAAGAUAGUUGUACUGGGAGUGCCAGUAAAUGUGGCCGAAAACAGGUUUCAACUCACUUUAAUUAUCAAAAUGUAUGGAAAAUUACAAAAUAGUAAAUUUAGUUAG
Messenger RNA from Paramuricea clavata, 828 nucleotides. NCBI's taxonomy places the organism in Eukaryota, Metazoa, Cnidaria, Anthozoa, Malacalcyonacea, Plexauridae. The record is from the annotation of a GenBank genome assembly.